Morus notabilis is the source of this 1229-nucleotide messenger RNA. Its product is annotated as probable transcription factor At5g61620. The record is from RefSeq and is a predicted model, not a curated record. The transcript is spliced from 6 exons. NCBI's taxonomy places the organism in Eukaryota, Viridiplantae, Streptophyta, Magnoliopsida, Rosales, Moraceae. Gene Ontology annotation, biological process: response to gibberellin; response to ethylene; response to auxin. Gene Ontology annotation, molecular function: DNA binding; zinc ion binding. The coding region runs from base 1 to 1065 and encodes 354 amino acids.
AUGGUUAAGGAGGCGCAGCGCAAGUGUUCGCAUUGUGGGCAACAAGGUCACAAUUCAAGAACGUGCAACAAUCGUAACAAUGUUGUUUCACCCAGGAAUCGGAAUGGGAAUGGGAAUGGGCAUUCCUUUAAGCUGUUUGGCGUGAAUAUUGUGGAGGGUGCAGAAGAUUCGAUGAAGAAGAGUCGAAGCAUGGGAAAUCUCGCUGCAUUGUCUGGAGGGCAAGGAAAAAACGACGUCGUUUCGGGUGGUGAUGAUCAUGAUGAUCAUGAUCCUGAGGCUGGGUAUCUCUCUGAUGGGGUCCUUCACAACGUCAAACGCAAAGCCGCUCGUGAGAGAAAAAGAGGGAAACCGUGGACUGAGGAGGAACAUAGGACUUUUCUAGCCGGAAUGAAUAAGCUUGGAAAAGGUGAUUGGAGAGGAAUAUCAUCCAAGUUUGUGACAACUAGGACUCCCACCCAAGUUGCAAGUCAUGCACAGAAGUACUUCAUCAGAAAACAAGCUCCAAAAGACAGGAAGAAACGUAGAUCAAGCCUCUUUGACAUGCCUUUUACGCAAUCGGAUGAUGUAGUUCCUCCUCAAGGUCAUCAAGUUUCAUCCAUGAUCAAACCUACUGCUGAAACUUCAUCCAGGCCUAGUAGGUCCCAAGGUUUGGCCGAAAACAAUCCUUCAGAGAUUCUCAACCGAUUCCCACAGCUCUGUUUGGACAAUUAUCCUGUACCUGUUCGUCCUGGUGUUGCUCCAAACUACCUAGUUCCAUAUGGGGUGGGAUUUCCUGGGAAUGUACAACCUUGGCCUCUGAUAAACAUUGGCAGACCAAGUUACUUGUACAAUGUUCCUAAUGUUUAUGGGAGUGUUGACAAUGGUGUACCUGUUGUGGUAACUCAUCCCUCUGGAAUCCCUCCACCAAGGUCUCCUCCAACCAGUCCGUCGAUCAAGGCAGCGGCCAGCAAAGACUCAUCUGCUGAUCAAACGAAUGGUCUUGAGCUCACGAUUGGACAGCCACAAUCAAAACAAGGGUCGGAAUUAUCAUCUUCUCCUGCAUCUGGGGCCAUAAAAGUGACGUAGAAAAGUGUCAUCUGUUAACAGAAAACGAGUCAUUUACAUUUUUCUUUACCAAUUUUGAUUUCGGAAUUUGAGGUAGAAAAGAGUAGCUGUAUGUUGAGUUUAAUAAUAUGCAAGUUUGAGUUCCAGUAUCUGGUUAGGAAGAGUGAUGCUUGCAAAAUCUAACG